Messenger RNA from Pyrgilauda ruficollis (rufous-necked snowfinch), 3522 nucleotides. RefSeq names its product patatin-like phospholipase domain-containing protein 2. Bases 59 to 1576 code for a protein of 505 amino acids. The transcript is spliced from 9 exons. Gene Ontology annotation, cellular component: lipid droplet; membrane; cytoplasm. The record is from RefSeq and is a predicted model, not a curated record. Lineage: Eukaryota; Metazoa; Chordata; Aves; Passeriformes; Passeridae. Gene Ontology annotation, molecular function: triacylglycerol lipase activity. Gene Ontology annotation, biological process: positive regulation of triglyceride catabolic process; lipid homeostasis; triglyceride catabolic process.
CCACCGCCACCGGAGUGCUCUGUCCCCGCCGGCCUCAGCGCGUGUCCCGCCGGCGACCAUGCUGGACCGCGAGGGCGGCUGGAGCGUGUCCUUCGCCGGCUGCGGCUUCCUAGGCGUCUACCACAUUGGCGCCGCCACCUGCCUGCAGGAGCGCGCCCCGCAUGUCAUCCGCGACGCGCGGCACAUCUACGGCGCCUCCGCCGGGGCGCUCGCCGGCGCCGUCCUCGUCGGGGGCGGCUCUCUGGCUCAGGCUUGUGCAGAUGUUCUGGCAUUAGCCAAAGAAGCUAGAAAGCGAAAUCUGGGUCCUCUUCAUCCUUCCUUUAAUGUGAUAAAGAUAAUAAGAGAUGGGCUGAUGAGAAAUCUUCCAGAAAACACGCACCAGUUGUCAUCGGGCAGACUGUGUAUUUCGCUAACCAGAGUAUCAGAUGGCAAGAAUGCCUUGAUAUCUAAUUUUGACUCUAAAGAAGAAGUUAUACAGGCUUUAAUCUGUAGUUCAUUUGUCCCUAUUUAUUGUGGUCUCAUUCCACCAUCAUUUAGAGGUGUGCGCUAUGUGGACGGAGGAAUCAGUGACAACUUGCCUCACUAUGAGUGUAAGAACACCAUCACAGUGUCCCCUUUCGCUGGGGAGUGUGACAUCUGUCCCAAGGGCAAGUCAGCCAACUUCCAUGAGAUGAACGUGACCAACACCAGCAUUCAGUUCAGCCUGGGCAACCUUUAUCGCUUAACACAGGCGCUCUUUCCACCUGAACCCCAGGUACUCGGAGAGAUCUGUGAGCAGGGAUAUUUGGAUGCUCUUAAAUUCUUGAGGGAGAAUGGUAUUCUGAAUGACUCAAUUUAUAUACACUUGUCCUUCACAAAAAUAAACCCUCGUGAGGCUGCACAACAACACCUUGACCACGUGAAGAGAAGAAAAUUGACAGAAAAUAACAGAGUAGAAACUUUGAAAAUGACCAGCUUAAAUGAGCAGCUAAAGCAAAAUCCAUGGCCUUUGGAGAAGAGCAUAUUUGAGAGUCUACCUCCCAGACUUCGUAAAGCACUGCAGGAAGCUUGUAAAGAACAGAAUGGAUUCUAUGCUCAGUUCUCUAAACUCUUCCCCAUGCGGGUGAUAUCCUACCUGAUGUUGCCGUACACACUCCCAGUGGAGUCUGCUUACUCGGUUGCUUUACGGUUGAUGAACUGGUUUCCUGACAUGCCUGCUGAUGUUCGAUGGAUGCAGGAGCAGCUUUUUCGGAUUGCUGCAACAGUUUAUGCCCAAGCUAAAAGCAAGCUGUUCUGUACAGCCAGGAAAGACAAUUAUGCAUCACUAAGAAAAUGUCAAACUGUCCCAUCUACUGUGGAAUUUCGUUCUUCAUACUGCCACCUUAAAAUGCCUCACUCUUCUGCACACAUUGAGAGCUGGCUCUGGCAAUCUUCAUGCUUCAUGCACUCAGCUAUGAAAAAUGCUCCUGCUGAUGUCCAGGAGCAGUCUGACUUAAAGUUCUAUCCUAAUUUCCUCCCAAAUCCUGAUGAGUCUGCAUUGGAAAUAGAUGUUGACUCUUCCUCAGAGACAAGUUUCCAAACUGCUCCAGAGUAUUAAUAGGAAAGUAGGUUCCACAGUUUCCAUAAUUGAAAUUGGGCAGAGAAAAUUAAAACCUAGACUAGGAAUCAUUUUGUUUGUUGCCAGUAAGUCUUGGCAAAUUACUGUUUACAGCUUCCUGAGAAAUCUGCCUUGGGACUCUUACUGUUUUAAGGAUGAUAAAAACAGUGGCUGCUAUACUAAGUAACAGAUUAUAGCUCUGUCAAAGCACCAGCUCAAUCAGCUGUACUAAGAAUUGUAGUUAAACAGUGUCUCUCUGGAAAUAAAUCUUUUUAAAAAUUACUUCCAGCAUAAAAAUGUAAAUUCUGUAAACAGAUUGUUAGACAAACAAGCAUAGAUAACAGAACGUUUUUAAAAAUGUAAUUCUUAACAAUAUUAUGUGUUAGGAUUAGUUUUAUAGCACUUAAAUGGAAUUGGAUUUUUACUCCCUUAAGAGGAAUUGGAUUUUUACUCCCUUAAACACAAGUGAGUUUCUUAGUGGCCUCCAGUGUCCAUUUGCCUUAUAUUUAAACAUACUUUUGUGUUUAUGGAAAGUUGUCUGCAGAAGAUACUGUGCAGUAUCUUGUGGAGGAACAGUAUUAUUUUAGGUUGUUAUAUGUACUCUGCAGUUCCUGUUACCUUUCCUCUGUGUCUCUUUCUCUCCUGAAAUACUUCAGGUGAAAAUGGCAUGAGAAAUGGGACACCUUCCCCUGAAGUGUAAACAAGUACAGUUUCAGUGACUUCAGAGGACUCUUUUUUUUUUUUUUUUUUUUUUUUGGAACUUCAGAUAAAGGCUUACUACUUGAUCAAGUAUUGAAAAGUCGGUAAAAUAGUGACUGUGGUUAGUAGCAAGCAGUAUGUGGAGAAGGUGUUAAACUUUACAGAAGAUGUUAACAAAACUCAGUGUAUAGCAAGUGGUCAAUGAUGUUUAGCAAGUGGUCAAUGAUGCUUAGGUUGUCUCUCUAAUUGUUACCCGAUCAUUUUGGUUUUUGUUCCACUCCAGUUUCAGCGAUUUUUCUUUCCUUCUUUCACUUCCCUGUUGCUAAAGAAAGAAAGGUGUCCCUCUGUCUCAGUGAGGUAGGAUGACCCAAAGGAAGUUUCCCAAGAUUGUCAGGCACAGCAAAAGCAUAAGGCUUGGUGGAGGUGUCAGUAUUCAAGGAGCUCUGCAGAGGUCUCAGAUAAUAGGUAGAAAAUUUAGCCAAAUCAUACCUCUAUUGAGAAAUGGCAGCUUAAACCAUUUCCACUACAAAGGUUCUGCAUGAUUUGAACAAAGACAAUGCAUUAGUGGAUGAGGGCAUCUGGGAAGGAAAGUGAUGUUAGGAUUAGUUCUGUUCUCAUGGCUUAUCAGGCCUUGUACAAUUUUUGAGUAGAAGGAAACAAUAAUGGCUUUAAAAUUGAUUUGCACGUGUGACCUUGGGAAGCUUCUCAUUCAAGAGAGGGAAUUCUGUGCAACCCAAGGAGAGAGCUGCUUGAGGGCCUCUUGUCCAGGGAAAGCAGUUGGAUUGUGUUGCUCAGGAGCUAGGAUGUGGGAGUGUGAGCUUUGGGCAAAAUUUAGCACUUCAGUUGGGCUUGCCUUUCAAACAGUCUCUCAGUUGUGAUUUCCCUAAGCUUGGAGUGCUGCAUUUUACAAUAUACAAAUGGAUUUCAGGUUGGGGAGGAAGUGCUGAGCUCUCUAUUUCCAUGCUCUACAAGGCUGGUGCUACUUUACUUCAACUCUUCUGUUCAUUUUUUGGAUGCAUAUAUCAUCAGACUUGCAAAAAAAAGAAGUUGGAAUUGUUACUCUAACUACAAUUAAAAUACACAAAAUCUCUUCUAAAUUGUCUUCAUUCAUUAAUUUACCAAUGUUUUAGAAUUAAAUCAGGAAUGCCAAGUUUUGCUUCUAGUCUUUGUUGGAAUACUUCUAUUAACUACACGUAAAUCAACCUUAACCACUUUUUCUCUUGGGCACAGCUCCCAUUUUGUCUCCU